GAUGUCGAUAUGCAAAUAAACGAGAAACCGGCCUAACACCAUCAAAUUUCAGUAAAGGGUGCUCACAUUCCGCACGAUGCGAAAAGGAAAGGAACCAUAGAAACAUCUGAUUUUCACAUUUGCUUGAGAAAUGGAGACAAAUAGGCCAGAAACUGGCCUUUUCGAGAACGAAGAUGAUCUUGACUUACCUAAGAUAACCGGUAGGUCAGAAAGUGUAUUCAAUGGACACAAGCUGCAUGCAAGUCCAAAGUUCCUGCUACUGCUCAGCCACUUCUUUUCAGCAUGGGGGGACAGGAUGUGGAUGUUUGCUGUUGGUUUAUAUCUUGUUGAGCUAACACCAAACUCUCUGAGACUUACAGCUAUAUAUGGCCUAUCUGUGUCUGCGAUGCUAGUGCUGUUUGGUUCAAGCAUAGGGCGUUGGGUUGAUGCAAACAGAAGGCUGAAAGUGAUUCGUGUGUCAUUGGUGCUGCAGAAUGCUCUUGUGAUUGUGAGUGCCUUAGUCAUUCUAGGGAUCCUUUUUCGCAAGCCAGGACAUCCAUUAUUGCUCAAACUUUGUGAAGCUACAAUCAUAGUUCUUGGGUCUUUUGCGAAUCUCGCUAGUCAAGCCUCGACAAUUGCUAUCGAAAAAGACUGGGUCGUCGUUGUUUCCGUGGGUGACAAAGACCUUCUGGCUGACCUGAAUGCAAAGAUGAGGCGCAUUGAUCUGUCGUGCGCCAUUCUCGCACCCAUUGCAGUUGGCCUGAUAAUGACUCUUGGAUCAAACUUUGCUGGCAUUAUAUUUAUUUGUGGUUGGAACACAAUCUCUUUCUUUGUCGAGUACUACCUACUGUCACUUGUUUACAGAGCAGUUCCUCGUUUAGCGAUCAAAAUGUCUGCUCUUGACAAGAAAGAUCAUUUUCGUGGCUCAAUUGAAAGUAUACACGAAGGAGAUGAGUUCUCAAAAAUAAUGGAGGAGGAGAAUCUAAAUCUGAUUGACACUAGCGCUGAUUCAAAUUGCUUCAAGAUGGCAUGCAGUAAGAUACGCAGCUUCUGGGAUGGUUGGCGCGUAUACUUCAAGCAGGAUGUCGCUUUGGCGGGCACUUCUUUGGCAUUCCUGUAUCUAACAGUCCUUGGCUUUAGUUCAGUGACAACCGGUUAUGUGUAUACUCAAAAGAUUUCAGGCGCAGUUUUGAGUGUGUGUUACGGUGGCGGCUCUCUGGUGGGGAUUAUCGGUACAUUUCUCUUUCCUCGCAUUCGAAAGAAGGCUGGACUUGUGAAGACAGGGCUGAUUUCCUUCUGGUUCCAAUGUUCCAUGCUUGCUCUUUGUGUCGCGUCUGUUUGGGCACCAGGCAGUCCAAGUGACUUAUAUUCAGAGCAUAAUCACAUUUGGCAGCAGCAAACGAAAUCGGCAAAGCAUCUUACUGAAAUGAGUAACAGAAGUGGCUUAGCUAUUCAUGGCAAGAUAAUAAAAUCAUUCCCAAUCAUGGAGGCAAAUAAGACUUCGCCAAAACCAGAUGAAAAGUUCUCAUAUACAUCAGUAAGCCUCUUUCUCACAGGGCUGAUUCUUUCUCGCGCAGGGCUGUGGAUGACCGAUCUUACUGUAACACAGCUACUGCAAGAAAAUGUUGCCGAAAUGGAGCGUGGGAUUGUCAGUGGCACACAAGGCUCUUUCAACGCGGUUCUAGACAUGGCCCACUACGUGCUAACGAUUGGAUUACCUCGACCGAAUCAGUUCGGUAUACUGACCCUAAUAUCCUUCGCUGCAGUAAUUUUUGGCUAUGUUACUUACAUUCUUUUCUUCUUCCUAAAAGCUAAGGAUCUCCAUUCCAAAGGUAGAGACAUGGUCAGUGUCUCUUCACUGGAGUGGAGUCGCAAAAGAAAAGCUAACAAGGACGAUCCAGAGUCCAAAGGACUGGCUACACUUGAUGAUGACGAAGAGGAAGUAAUUCGUGGAACAUUGCAGGUGCGCCAUCAGGAUUCAGAAACAGCUAAUAUUUUAUGAUAUUUUGUACAUUGUAACGCAUCAUGUGAAAUGCUAAUGAGACGCUUUAUUCGCAAGUCUGCGUAGAUUUUUAUAUAAAACUGUGCUUAUUUGUAGAAAUACUUAAAAGAUAAUUCGAGAAGUCAUGAGAUCUUGCUAUUGCUAAUUAGACCAGGUGCUGCUUAAAAUAAUAGUUGACAGAUUUGUCGCUCGUGAACUAUGUAGAAUAAAAUUGCUGUAUGUUAUUAUUUCGUGUAAAUGUAAGCUUAGUUUGCAGGUUUCAAAUCAUGUUUGUAAAUGUUGUCUUCAAGGCGAUAGGUUGUCCUGUGUAUACGUUAAGACAGCUUAAGACCUAGGGUAUGAGUAUGGGCACAAGUUUCUUUUAACAAAUAGCUUUUUUUCUAUCUAUCUCAAGAUGCUUGGUUUCCUUUAUUUUAUGCUAGAUAGGAAUGUAGUAAGUGUGCAAUCUCGUACUUGAUACUGUUAUGUUUUUCAUCCAAAGAACAGAAAAUUCUUCGAUUCUAUUAGAUUUGCUCUUAUGAUUUGCCAUAAACCUUAGUAGUUUUAUCUUGAGAUGGUUUUGAUUCGUUUUUAGGCGUGUAUGCACUUUGUGUAGAUUAGAAUGACCAAAUUUGUAAAUGUGAUCCUCGGUAGAUGUAGAUUAUCUUUUAAUAACGAUGGUUUAAAUUCCUUUGCCCGAAUAUUUGUCGUUUUCUACUGAGACCUCCACUAGCAUUGUGUUGAAUUCCCUUUCAAACGGGCCGCGGCAAUGAAAUUGGUUUGUUAAUGGAAAGGAGUGUGAGGGCAACGAAACAUCAAGGCCAUUACCCUGUACCAAUUUCUCAAAAUGCCCCGUCAAAUAUAUCUGCCUAUAUAGGGCCAAGGGUCAUCCUUAAUUGUUAGUUUGAUUUGUUGCGACGAGUUCUAAUUUAAUUCAUUUUGACUUGCAAUAGUAGCAUCCGUUGAUUCAUAAUCAUAACCCUUCCCUGGACAUUGCGCGAUUUGAUGUCAUACAUCUCAGUGUUUUCAUUUCAUGAUGCGAUGGUUUUCCUGCCCCAUAUGCUUUGACGUGACUGCCUUUCAUCAAUAAACUGGUAUUAUAAUUUUGUUGGACGUUCUUUUAUUCUAAACUAACAUCAGUAUUCUGGUAGUGUCAAGUUCGUCAACAGGGUUAAUUUUAGUGUCACAGCAAAGACAAGAAGUGAUGAUAUGAUAUUUUGGGGAGAUUGAUUGAUUUUUAAACGUCCUCCAAUUUUGCAAAGUUUAUGAAGCUGUUUUGUACGAUGGGGGUUUUUCAAUUUCGAAUGAACUGAAUAUUGGUUGAAACGGGAUUGCUUACUGUUUUCUUGUCGUCUGCCUAAAUAAAACCAGACCUUUUUUCGAAACAAAAUUGCACGUGCUUAUUUAUGAUCGGAGAUUCAUUGGUUUUUGGAAAAAUAAGAAUAGACGGUGCAAAUCCAGGCGCACGUGCCUUUAUUUUUCUUGGAAAUGCAUGGAAAGUCGUUACGCAGGAAAUUUCUUGAAAGGUUUGUGGUACAAUUUGUCCUACGCCAAGACAUAUAUGAAAAUAAACAUGAAAUAUAAGUAUGAAAUAUAAAUGAAUAAAUUUUCUAGAAAUAGUGUGCAUUGGUCAAUUAUAUAGGUUUAAUUCUUUAAAGACUUUAGAGUCAAAGAAACAACAGAAUUCGCAGAAAUUAACAAUACAAAAUUGAAGGAAGCAUAGCAAUUGAAAAACAGAGAAGAAGCAGGUGCCAUAUUUCGAUUAAGGCUUAUUUUUUAUUUUCUCUUGACUGUGUUUUUGAGUAGAAAACAUUACUGUUAUAAGUAAACAGCUCCUAUUUUUAAAUACAAACGCAUGGGCCUAUUAAUUAAGUGCGCGUUUAUUUCGAGCAAGAAAGUGUGCGUUAAGCUCGUAGCAUUCUCAAUUUUGUGAAAUGUUGCCCAGGCGUCCUGGGUCACUUCAGGGGCCGGGUAGCCAUUGGGCUAGCAGUAACUAUAAAGCGCCCAUACUUUUUGCAAUAAUAGGUUUAAAAAAAUUUUCGAACAUGGAAUUUCUAAUUUGUCUUUUCAUAACCAAUAUUUGUGUCAAUCAUUUUAUAAUUGCAGUGAAGAUGGAAAUGUAUUAUCAUUCGGUCAACACCAGCAUGAAAAGCCAACAAACAUGCUGCAUACGAGAGUCCGUGCUUUGCCAAGAAAACAUCUUGUAGCAAAACUCUUUUCAAAACCUAAAAGGUCUUGGCUUUGAUUCUCUAUACAAAUUAGAAGUAUGUACGUUCAUGCUCGAAUUUUUUAUUAACAAUCAUAAUGAGCUUUUUGAUAAAUUCACAAAAACUUCUUCUCUUCUUGAUUAUCAAACCAGAAAUUCCGCCUUUGUCCCAACUGAAUUCAAAAGUAAGUCAAUAAUCUUUCAAGACAAAAAAUUUGGAACAAUUUGGUAUUUAGCCAUCUCUUAAUUAAAUAAACUAUGACUAAUUAUAUAAACAAUUUGGUAUUGAGUUUUUUCCACAUAUCCCGCAGCUCAUUUCAGUUAAGUUCAUUUCAUUUCAAGUUCACUACAUACAAUUUAGUGAUAAUAACUAAACAAACAACACGUUUGGCAGGAAAUUCAAAUAAUACUAUGCAAGAACAUAAAAACAAAGUAAACUGCAUGGAGGGAAUUAUUUAGAGGAGGAGAUGGGUAAAUUAUCGAGGAGAGAGCAUCCCCUGGUAAAGCUUUCAUUUUUUGUAAUAGUUACUGUUAUGAAAUCAGUGCCGUCGGAACGAAAUUCAUAUUG
This is a messenger RNA of Rhopilema esculentum, 4734 nucleotides long. RefSeq names its product ferroportin. The record is from RefSeq and is a predicted model, not a curated record. Gene Ontology annotation, biological process: iron ion transmembrane transport. Gene Ontology annotation, molecular function: iron ion transmembrane transporter activity. NCBI's taxonomy places the organism in Eukaryota, Metazoa, Cnidaria, Scyphozoa, Rhizostomeae, Rhizostomatidae. Gene Ontology annotation, cellular component: membrane.